CAAUCCGAACUGCUCCCCUUGACCUAUAUACUGCCAAGAUGGCCGGUGGCUAAGUUGUGAGUUGGUACGGGCUUCAAUUGAACUGAUAAUGUUUAAACAAAGGAGGUAGGACAAUAAUGGAUGCCAUCAUUGCAGUGCUGCGCCUUGCUCAGCCUCUUGCACAGCGUCCAACUGCUACCACAUCAGGCCUGUUUGAAAUAUUACUGGCAGAUGUUAAAAUAUCCAGUACUGAUAACUCCAGAACCAUAAAGCAGUUACCAAAAGUAGUUGUCAACAUCAACCCCCAAGAUGAGGAGCCAACAGAUGUUAUAAUUAAAUAUGUUCACCAGUUGACAGGAGGGGAUACUGGAGGCCUUAGAGGUUUAAGAAGUUUAUUUGUACCUCCAACAAAGUUUGAAUCUGGUGAUAGAGAAUCAUUUAUGAGGGCUUCAUUAUUUUGUGUACCUGUGGAUGGAAGAGAGAGAGCAACCACUGCUUUUAUGAACCAGAGUGUGUCCUUCCCCCAGUUUCAUUCAUUAGACUUUGUUCUCAGCUCUCUUAAUAGCAAUAGCAUCAACUAUGCAAAAGCAACAAGGCACAUGGUUCAGAGGCUAGAUAGUUGGCUUAAAGAGCGCCAGAUGGUGCCAGGUGCCAUAGAAGCACUGUUUCGUAAGCCUGCCCAACAGAGACUAGGCUUGUCAGUGUUCAACCCUGCCUUUAUGCCUUCCUCGCGCAGUAACGACAGCAUCAACCUCCAGGAGAAUACUGGGAUACAGGAUGCUAAUGAUGCCCUGGCUAAAAUGAUGGCAAUUGAGAAAUGUGAUAUAGUUGUCAUGAACCCGUUAUUUGGGUCUGGUCUUCCUUACAAGCACAAGGUUGAUGCCUUUGCAAUCAAUAGGUACUGGGGUGUAGGAGUACCUGAUUAUGGCAGGAUCCGUGUAGACAGCUCAGGGAGUUCAAGUGAUGUCAGCUUUUAUGAAUUUCCUCUACAUAAAAAAGCUUAUGAUGGGGAUGCUGAUGCAGUAAGGGACCUAAUAGCCAAGGGGCAGCCUGUGACUCAAAAGGACAGAAAUUCUUGGACACCUAUACAUUAUGCUGUUUGGUAUGGGCAUUUGGAGGUUAUCCAGGUACUUCUUGAAGAAGGUGGUUGCCCGCCAAAUAUAACAAACAAGAAACGUUCCACUCCGCUUCAUUUUGCUGCUCUGUGUGGACACCCUUAUGUUGUUGAACUGCUGCUUAAUCACCCAGACAUAGACGUGCAUGCAGUUGACAAAGAUGGGAAUACUGCUCUGAAUUUAUGUAUGGAUACAGAAAAGCCAGAGCACAAAGAGAUAGCCAGUCUUCUCAAGAAAGUUAUGAAAAGAAGAGAGUAUGAAAAAAUUGAUGUCCAUCUAAUGGAUAACAAGGUGGUCAGGCUGGACCUGGUCUCUGGUGCUAACACCACUGUUCACCAACUACAUCUUCAGAUGUUACGGCAUUUAGAAUUCCCUGCAAGUGCUGCCCACAUGUUCACAAUAUGGAUCUGUUCAGCUAACUUACAACUACAACUACGGAAAGAGCACCGGCCAGUAGAGCACCAACAAGACUGGGCGAAAAUAGUGGGCAUGUUAACUGACUGUGACCCAAGUAAAGAAACACCUAAACUAGUCUGGAGGAGGGAUGCCAGGCUUAGCAUUGCACAUGAAAAGAAGGUACGCCACCCAGCAGUAGUAAAUCUCCUUUUUCACGAGGCAUAUAGGAACUACAUCAAGGCCCUCUAUCCUUGUGCAGACCAAGAUGCAUUUAUGCUGGGUGCUAUUCUAAUGCAGCUGUGGUUUGGAGAUUAUGAUCAGAAGAAAUCAAAAGGUUUGAUAGAAACAAACAUAUGGGAUUUAGUCCCAACCCCUAUGCUGAAGUCCAAGGGGGUUGGCUGGACAAGUAAAAUAGAGAAAGAAUACAAGAACUUUACACAACAAAUGUCAGACAAAGAUCAUCCUCCUCAGAUCCUGCAGUAUCAGUUUCUGAUGGUGUGUUGGAAUCUUGUAGUGUAUGGGGCAGCAUUUUUCUUAGCAUCCAUGCCCUCAAAGUCUCCCAAACAGUCUGUCCCAGUUUACGUGGGAGUCAAUGACAUUGGUGUCCAUGUAAUACAUGGGCAAUCUAAGACUAUGAUGCUUACAUUUCACUACAAAGAUGUAGAAUGGUUUAAUAAGGAGGAUCAACCAGUACUGGAAAUAAAACCAAAAGCUUCACCAAAACAGGGAGUGAUGACCAUUCACACAAAACAGGCUGGACUAAUUGAUCAUCUUAUGUCAAAAAUGGCUCAGAUCCACAUCCCAGUGCCAGCGCCUGAAUUGUAACAAAGAGUCCAAUGUUUUUGCAAGAUAAAAGGUCCCAUUUAUGAAAUGUGGUAGUAGAUUUAGGAGAUAAUCUAAAAGACUGUUAAGUGCUAGUUUGCUUAAAGGCUAAUUCUACUGCCAUUUUGCAAUUAACAAAAGUCAUUUUGCUGGUACUGAAAAUCUCUUUUUAUCUGUGAUACUUGUACAUAUAUAUAUAUUUGUUGUAUAUAAGAUAACUUUUAUAUAAGACAGUAUUAUUCUCUUUAUUGUUGAAAACAGCUCACUUGUACAUAGUUGUCAGUAUGUCAUCAGUAAAAACAGCUUUAAGUAAACAUGUGAUAAGCAUGAAUGCAAAUUAUGAAAGUCAGUGUGUUAAUUUUUACCUUUAAUUUCUCUGGAUAUGUGGAUUUGAAGCAUAUGUAAUUGUAAUACUUUCGGUAGGUGCAUCUUUUGUUUUACUUAUCUAGCUUUGUAUGUUCAACGUAUAGAGGAUUUAUGCCAAUUUUGGAGAUAGUUCACUUGUUUUCUCUUGUCAAGUCACUAAGUACUUUGUAAAAAUUUUGCAUAAAAAAGUCAGAAUCUUGUUUUAGGUUAUUUCAUAGUAUACCUGUUGGUUCAAUUCUUUAAGAAAUGUCACAUUUUCAACUGCGGCAGAACAUGUUAGCAGCCAAGGUCAUAAUCCUUGAUGUCAUUUGUCACAAUUGAAGACACCAUUGUGAUAUUCACUUGUUAAGGAAAUA
Molecule: messenger RNA, 3034 nt
Organism: Lingula anatina
Lineage: Eukaryota; Metazoa; Brachiopoda; Lingulata; Lingulida; Lingulidae
Product: krev interaction trapped protein 1
Biological process (GO): negative regulation of angiogenesis; regulation of establishment of cell polarity; cell redox homeostasis
Cellular component (GO): cytoskeleton; plasma membrane
Molecular function (GO): protein binding
Source: RefSeq, a predicted model, not a curated record